AUUACCUCGUGUCUGCCACCUUUUGGUCGGCACUUGUCUUCCCCCCCUUUCCCCCUUAUACCUUUCACAAAAGAAGAAAAAGAAACAAAGAAACAAGAAGAGAAGUGAAAAAGAGAAGACAGUGACUGGUCUCAGUGUACUGGCGAGGCAGUCAAACUUAAUCCUCAUCUAAGAUUGCAACCUGGACGGGCAAUGCAGGAAAACCUGCUCGCUCUAAACCUGGUCUGAUUCAUCAACUCUCACGGCCAGCAUAGAUCUCGCCUUGGAGAACAAUUUCCUAGAUCAUGGCAACAGCCCAGCUCUCAGCAUCAGGCGGUAGUGUGCCUACUAGGCUAUCUACAGGUCAGGAGGUGCAGGAAUAUGAGAAGAUUCUGAGAAUAAGUGACGAUAUCUUUUCUGGAACUCACCCUAGAUUGAAGGUUCCUCAGCAGUUUGUGCGCAAGACUGCCUCGCGCAAUCCCCCUGCCUCCUCAACCCCAUCCCAGGUAAAGACAGGAGAACAGCACAGGGCCUCCCCCAAGAACCAGGCCCCGACCGCCCCUUCGACUGCCAAAUCAGCCCACACCCAGAGCGGCGGUGUUGGGAGUAGCUCGUCGGGGGCGGCGACCGGGGCGUCGCGUAUCAUCCCCAACCCUACCUCGGAAAUCGAUCCGAUCUUCCUGACCAAGUCGGAUGAUCUCGUUCGAGCAGAGCUACAGCUGCAGCGGCAGAGGGUGGAGCGGGCGCUGCGGGAGCAGCUGGAUCAAAGAAGACAAGAAACAAGGCAGAAGGCCGCGCUCCAGGACGCGAAGCCGGACUUUGACGUGUCCGAUGUGCUGGUCAAGGCCUUCGAGAUGGUCAAACCAUCUCCGUCGGCCGACGGCCGUGGCAACGGAGAGCCCGGCGACUCGUUUGACGAGAAUUCGUUCUAUUCCAGUAGAGCUCCUGACUCUCCUCAGCAGGGAGAACCGCAUAAACCAUCUCCGGCCCCUCAAUCUAACUCUGAGGAGCUGGCUACUGAAGGCCCAGUAGAGAACUAUUCAGAUGAGUUGCAACGGCUCGAGGCCCUCAACAGAACUGGAUCGGAUCAGGAUAUGCAAGAUACUUACCCAGUGGCAGGCCAUCGAUUACCCUAUGGUCAGAGGCAGCCGCACCAUGGCGAAGUUGACUACGCAUCCCGCAAAUACCAGGACCCCAACCAAGCGACCGACGCGUUCGAAGAGCCGGAAUACUCGCCGCCUGCGCCUGGAAUUGCGCCCAUGGAGAGGGAAGACAAUUAUGAGAUUCAUAGGGAAUAUCCGAGCGGAACCAAACGACGUGCGCCCGAGGGCCGACCGGCCGACCGAGGCCGCUACGCUCGACGAUCGGUAUCACCGGGCGACGAUAUGCGGAUCGUACGAAACCACAUCACGUCGCCUGCCGCUCCACAACCAUCGAGAGUCUCCCCGUUGGCGAUUACCAAGGUGUCUUCCGUCCCACAGUCGCGUGCGGACUUCGCUCCGGAGCGUCACACCAGCCCUGAUGUUCCUGCCUAUCCUUUGACGUCCAGAAAGCGUAGGAGACUGCAUGAGGAUCGAGUUCGAUCUCGUCCAUCGUAUAAGGCACAAGCCACCGGAGCUGCCGAUGAGGCAUACAUCAAAGAAGAGCCCGUCUCGCCUCCACCGUUUACAGAUACCCCCCAGACAUACAGAACCCGUCAGCCUCAGGAACGACCUGUGUACAUAGACAUCGCCUCUCCACAGUAUACUCCGGUGGUGGAGAGAAGAGAGCCGCCUCUGAGGGAGCCGGGAUACGAGUAUGAACUCUAUGACGCUCACGCAGAUCCUAGCGCCCAAAGGACUGUCUCCAGACUCAGUGUGAGACGUCCGAUGCGCGACGAUCAAGAUCUACGACGAGUCGCCAGUCUACAGCACCAAGCUCGGCAACCAGAAUACGCUCGGGAGUAUAUUGACCAAGCUAGCCCUCAUUCUUUGCGUGCAGGAUCCUACGCUAUCGUGGAACGUCCGCCACAGGACCGAAUCCGGUAUUAUGACGAGCUAGCCCCGUCGUCCGCUCGACACUACGUUCCUGCGGGAGAAGUGCCGAUGUCGCCCAGACUCCGGGAGGCAUACUACGAGGAGGCCCCGGGUCGCAUGAUGGCACCGCCUCCGCGGCGGAUCGUGGUCGACGAGCACGGUAAUCAGUACUAUGAGACGGUUCCCGCUCCGCGAAUGCAAGCGAUGCCUCUUUCCGCUAGCAGAACCCCGCGGGGCGAUGUAUAUGAUGACCGUGCGGUGUCAUUACGCCACGCGAGCCUGCGGGCGGCGUCUGUCGUUGAAGAUCCCUAUGGCGGUCGGAGGUACGUACAGGAGAUGCCCCCUCCGCCGGCGGCUUACCGACGCGUCACCGACUACGGUCGGCCGGUCCCGGGUGAACGGCGACCUUACGCGGGCGCCGCUGCUGCAACCGUUGCCGCCGGCCCGGAGGACCGGGACGUCUAUCCACCGCGUAGCGCCAGCGUCCAAGUGACAGAAUAUGCCGCCCGCCGGCCUCCGCCGUACCUCAACCUUGACGAGGCCGAACUGCCCCGGGAGCGAAUCGUACGGAUGCCGAGCGUGCGUCCCCCGUCGGGACGGUACGAGGAGCCGCGCGAGGUCAUCCAGCGCGUGGAGAGCGUCCGCCCGGGUGGCGCGCGCGACGCGAGUGUGUAUCUGGACGAUGGAACCCGGCAGCCGCGCGAAUACGUGGAGCGGCCCGUGUAUGUUGCAACGCGACCUCUGGCGCGCGAGGAGCCUGUUCGCUACUAUGAGGGGGGUGUUCCGAAUCCCGAGCGAGUCGUUUUGGAGGGAGCACCGCGGGCGGAUGUAGUUCAUCGAGUUCCUCCGCGGUACUAAAUACUUUUUACUUUCGCAUUUUCCGUCUGGUGAUUUCGUCCGAUGAUUUCAACCGAUGAACAAAGCCAUAUAUUUUAUUGAUUUUCAAAUCCCGACUCGUUCUUGGGCCUAUCUCAUUGUACUUACAAAAGCAAGCAAGCAAGAUGCUCGGGGGCCCAUGCCACUUUAUUAGCAUGGUGGUGGUGUAUAAUCUAAAUCAUGUCGAGCAGCGUUC
Aspergillus homomorphus CBS 101889 is the source of this 3066-nucleotide messenger RNA. RefSeq lists its product as uncharacterized. The transcript has a single exon. NCBI's taxonomy places the organism in Eukaryota, Fungi, Ascomycota, Eurotiomycetes, Eurotiales, Aspergillaceae. The coding region runs from base 285 to 2852 and encodes 855 amino acids. The record is from RefSeq and is a predicted model, not a curated record.